Macadamia integrifolia is the source of this 423-nucleotide messenger RNA. Its product is annotated as bZIP transcription factor 53. Gene Ontology annotation, cellular component: nucleus. Gene Ontology annotation, molecular function: DNA-binding transcription factor activity; transcription cis-regulatory region binding. The transcript has a single exon. Bases 1 to 423 code for a protein of 140 amino acids. Gene Ontology annotation, biological process: positive regulation of DNA-templated transcription. The record is from RefSeq and is a predicted model, not a curated record. Lineage: Eukaryota; Viridiplantae; Streptophyta; Magnoliopsida; Proteales; Proteaceae.
AUGUCAUCAGCGCAACCACUCACAAGUUCUGGUUCCGAAGGAGAUCCGCAAUACGCUGGGAUCGAUGAGAGGAAGAGGAAAAGGAUGCUUUCAAACCGAGAAUCUGCAAGGCGAUCGCGUCAGAAGAAGCAGCAGCACUUGGAUGAUCUGAUUAACCAAGUAAGCCAACUCCAGAAACAAAACAGUGAGAUUGCACAGAGAGCUGAGACCAUCCUGCAACACUACAACCAGAUCGAGUCCGAGAACCAAAUUAUGAGGGCUCGUAUGGCCGAAUUGAACGAUAGGUUGGGGUCUCUGAACUCUCUUCUUGGCUUCAUGGAAGAUGAUCUCUUCACGAACACUUCCCAGAUAUCGGAUCCUCUGCUGAAACCAUGGCAACUCUCCUGCCCAUCAGCCAUCGCAGCCUAUAAUGGUUUCUGCUGA